Impatiens glandulifera is the source of this 1338-nucleotide messenger RNA. RefSeq names its product probable membrane-associated kinase regulator 2. The record is from RefSeq and is a predicted model, not a curated record. The transcript is spliced from 2 exons. Bases 1 to 1338 code for a protein of 445 amino acids. NCBI's taxonomy places the organism in Eukaryota, Viridiplantae, Streptophyta, Magnoliopsida, Ericales, Balsaminaceae. Gene Ontology annotation, cellular component: plasma membrane.
AUGGAAGCGUUUAGCUUGCUCAACUACUGGCGAAAUACUAAUGGUGGUGUUGCUCGUGCUGCUGCUUCUGGUGGUGGGGGACCAUUACCAACCCUCAUCCUUCACGCCGCCGCCGCCCCCCCUGAAACUACAACUAUCGCCGCCGCCUCUGUCACUCACCACGACCAAGACGGAGGCCCAUUCUUCGACCUCGAGUUCUCACUUCCAGACGAACAUGGACUAAACAACAACAGACAAACUCGUCAUCAUAUUAUCCAGGAGGACCACCAACACAAGAUCGAAGAAGAUGAAGAUGAAGAAGAAGAAGAAGAAGAGGAAGAGUGUGAUUCCGACGAAUCAGACGGUGAGAACGAGAAAGAUGGAGAGUUAAUUGAAUUCGCCCUUUCUUCCUGUUCAAGCGGCGGCGGCGGUGGUGGUAACAUGACAGACCCUUCCGACGAUCUUUUCUUUAAAGGACGACUUGUUUCAGUCGAUACUACAACAACAACGAACGCCUCCUCCGAACAACAUCAUGCUGCUGCCAAGUCUCAAUUUCUGCAAAAAUCCGCCACCAAGUUCCGGGUUCUCAUGUUGAAGUUGAAGAAAUCUAAAUGCAAUGCUGAUGCCGCCGCCGCCGAUGGCUCUGCUACCACCGCCAAUCAACAACAGCAGCCUGCUAGCAAGUUUCUCACCGUCAAAUUUAAAGUCGAAGAUGUUCCAAUUAUGUCUCUAUUUUUCAGAGACAGCAGCAGCAGCAGCAGCAGCAAGUCUCAAAAGCAGAUAGCCCACCGAGAAAUCCCACCUUCGGAUUCAUCUUCUACUGAUGAGAAGCGAUUCUCCAAAGAUUUGAUGCAAAAGUAUCUCAACAAAGUCAAACCACUCUACGUUCGUGUCUCCAAACGAUACGCAGAUAAUAAUAAACCCAAGUUCCCUGAACAACAACAACAGCAACAACUCACCUUGGUCGGAUCACCAAAAACGCAGAAACCAGAGACGACAGAAGUUUUGUCAGAAACCGUCGAGGAAACUCCGGUGCAACAGGGGAAUUCGAAAGGUCAAAAACAGGGGAACCUGCAAGCAGGUUUGCGAGUGGUAUAUAAGCAUUUGGGAAAGAGCCGGUCGGCUUCGUCGGCGGCUACGCCGUUGGAUGCGGUAACCUCAAGACGACGGGAUGAUUCUCUGUUGGAACAACAAGACGGUAUUCAAGGAGCCAUUCUUCAUUGCAAGAGAUCGUUUAAUGCAUCCCGAGAUUCGGCUUCUUCUUCUUCGUCCAUCUUCGACCGGAAUGUGAGCUUCCCGGCAAUGGCACCGGAGGAAUUAGAAAAGCUAGAGUUAGAGGGUUUCAUUUUCAACCAGUAG